Messenger RNA from Nerophis lumbriciformis (worm pipefish), 1821 nucleotides. Lineage: Eukaryota; Metazoa; Chordata; Actinopteri; Syngnathiformes; Syngnathidae. The record is from RefSeq and is a predicted model, not a curated record.
AUGUCUGGUGCAAAGAUCCUGCAAUUCCUUCAGAGCCUAUCACGCAGGAAACCUCUGGAGCCUGAAGGCGAGGUGUCCAAUUUCCGCCGCUGCUUGACCACCCUUGACCUUGUGGCUUUGGGAGUGGGAAGCACUUUAGGGGCUGGCGUCUAUGUGCUGUCAGGAGAAGUGGCCAGAACUGUGGCCGGGCCCAGUAUCAUCAUCUCCUUCUUGAUUGCAGCCGUAGCUUCAGUCUUUGCGGGAUUAUGCUAUGCUGAAUUUGGAGCUCGUGUUCCCAAAACUGGUUCGGCCUACCUCUACAGCUAUGUGACAGUGGGGGAGAUUUGGGCUUUCAUCACGGGCUGGAACCUUCUACUGUCUUAUGUAAUAGGGACAUCUAGUGUGGCCAGAGCGUGGAGUGGAACCUUUGAUGACCUCAUUGGAAAUGUCAUUGCCAAUUCCCUGGGGAAAAAAGCUUCCAUGGAUUUGCCUGGAUUAGCUCCCUACCCAGACUUCUUUGCAGCUGGUCUUAUUAUUCUCUUGGCAGGCAUUCUUGCAUUCGGUGUUAAAGAAUCAGCCAUCGUGAACAAAGUUUUUACAGCAAUUAAUAUUGUAGUGUUGCUAUUUGUUAUCCUCACUGGAUUCAUAAAGGGAGAUCUCAACAAUUGGUACAUUGAUGAAGAAACUCUCCAAAAUUCACUUGGAAACACAUCAUCACUGAAUGAAACCAUAGCUUUUGGAAAAGGUGGAUUUUUCCCUUUUGGCUUUGAGGGAACACUGGCAGGAGCAGCCACUUGCUUUUAUGCAUUUGUCGGCUUUGACUGUAUUGCCACGACAGGGGAGGAGGUUCAGAAUCCUCAGAAAUCCAUCCCAAUAGGAAUUGUGGCAUCCCUCCUCAUUUGCUUCCUGGCUUAUUUCGGCGUGUCCGCUGCCUUGACGUUAAUGAUGCCAUACUAUUUGCUGAGUGUUCAUAGCCCAUUGCCUGUGGCUUUUACUUAUGUGGGCUGGGGCCCUGCAAAGUAUGCCGUGGCAGUGGGAUCCCUCUGUGCUCUGUCAACAAGCUUACUGGGAUCAAUGUUUCCAAUGCCCCGAGUCCUUUUUGCCAUGGCGAGGGAUGGCCUUCUCUUCAGCCAUCUAAGCAAAGUGAGUGAGAGACAAAGUCCUGUCAUUGCUACACUGGCUUCAGGUGUCGUCGCAGCCAUCAUGGCAUUAUUGUUCGAUCUGAAGGCGCUGGUUGACAUGAUGUCCAUUGGAACCCUCUUUGCCUACACUCUUGUUGCCAUAUGUAUUCUCAUAUUAAGAUAUCAAGCAGAUAUCAAUGCUGAUAACAAAGAAGAACCAUUUACAGUCAGUGCACUAUUUUUUCCUCAUUCACAAUGUACUUCACGGACGUCAAAAAAUGUGUCUGUUUUGACAGUUUGUAUCAUAUUUUUAGCAACUAUUCUGAGUCUCUUGAUAUCCCAAGCGGGGACCUCGUUGCAGUCUUCAGAGUGGUGGAGCAUUCUCUGUGUUGUUUUAGUGACAGCCAUUCUGAGCCUUACAAUCCUCAUCAUCUGGAGACAACCGCAAAGCACAACAAAAGCUGCUUUCAUGGUUCCUUUUGUGCCGUUGCUUCCGAUCUUGAGCACCUUGAUCAAUAUUUACUUAAUGGUUCAACUGGGAUCGGAUACAUGGAUACGUUAUGCUGUUUGGAUGGCAAUAGGUUUGAUCAUCUACUUUGCCUAUGGUGUUCAGCACAGUGUACAGAAGCAAAGGCUGCAAAAUUCAGACAACCAUGUCAGUAUAAACAGAAUCACCGCUAAUGUGGACGAUAACUUGGCUCCUGCACAAGAUUUCAGCUAA